Messenger RNA from Gordionus sp. m RMFG-2023, 942 nucleotides. Its product is annotated as tetraspanin-7-like. Gene Ontology annotation, cellular component: plasma membrane. The record is from RefSeq and is a predicted model, not a curated record. The transcript is spliced from 7 exons. The coding region runs from base 62 to 823 and encodes 253 amino acids. NCBI's taxonomy places the organism in Eukaryota, Metazoa, Nematomorpha, Gordioida, Chordodea, Parachordodidae.
AAUGAUUUUAGAUCAGCUGACCUUAAACUAAAAUUUUGUUUAAUUCAAAUUUCUUUUAAAAAUGGGAAGAAGAUUAGAAACCUUGGCAGCUGUAACAUGCUUAAAAACUUUGCUUAUGAUAUUCAAUAUAUUGUUUUGGAUAAGUGGCAUAAUAAUAAUUUGUAUUGGAAUUUGGGCAAAAGUGUCGCUUUAUAUUUAUACACAACUAUCUACAAACAAUUAUGCAUUCACACCUUAUCUUUUAAUUGGUAUUGGAGCACUUAUAAUAUCAGUUGGGACUUUAGGAUGCUGUUGCACUGCAAAGGGGAACACACGAUUUCUCUAUGUUUAUUCCGCGGUUCUUUUGCUAAUAUUUAUUCUCGAAAUGAUAGCCGGGAUCUCCUUUUACGCCAAAAGACACAAGAUAGCCAACGGUUUUAAAUUAGGUCUAAAUCAUUCCUUGGAACACUAUCCUCAAGAAGAUCAAAAAUCAAUUGAUUACCUUCAAAAAGCCUUACAUUGUUGCGGUAUCUCCAACUAUACAGAUUGGUUUGAUACCCCCUUUGGCUUUAAUAACACUGUUCCAUUAAGCUGUUGUUCAAUAUCUCCCAAUGAUUGCAUGCAUUCAUCGCUACCAGACGAUUCUACGAUAGUGGGCCAAAACAUUUAUACCCAGGGCUGUCACGACAAAGUGAUUAAGUUUGUAAAUGAUCAUAUGGCUGCAAUUGGCGCAACGGAAUUAUCUAUAGCAUUUUUCAACAUUCUUGGACUCCUUUUAAGCUAUUAUUUGGCCAAAACUGCCCUUAAAGCUGAAUAUGAAAACCUGGAUACCGAUAAUAAUUGAGAUUAAACCAAUUUAAGAAAUCAUGAUAAUAAUUUUAUUUUGAAUUUUAUGUUUAUACAAUUACUGUUAUAAAUAUAAUUGAUUUAUUCAAUAUAUCAUUUACAUUUUAUAAUAUUUAA